AUGAAGGUUCUGAUAGUUUUUGUUGCGGUCGUGGCUGCAAACAGUUUGUCCCUGGAGGACCUGGAGUUCAAUGCUUGGAAAUUAAAGUUUGGCAAGAUCUAUGAGUCUAUUAAGGAGGAAACUCAGCGUAAAAACACCUGGCUGGAGAAUCGCAAGUAUGUCCUGCUUCACAACAUGCAGGCCGACCAGGGGAUCAAGAGCUACAGACUUGAGAUGAACAUAUUUGCAGACAUGGACAACCAGGAAUUCCGACAUGUUGUGCUAGAUGGGUGCCUGCACUCGUUCAACCAGACCAAGGGACACGGUGCAGCUACAUUCCACCGACAGGCAGUGGGCGCUGCUGUACCGAGCUCUGUAGACUGGAGGGCAAAGGGCUACGUGACCGAGGUCAAGGACCAACAGCAGUGUGCCUCCAGCUGGGCAUUUAGUGCGACAGGGGCACUAGAGGGUCAGAUGUUCAAGUAUACUGGGAAACUGGUGUCACUCAGCGAGCAGCAGCUGGUUGACUGCUCCCAGUUUUUCGGGAACAAAGGCUGUAAAGGAGGCUGGAUGGACGCGGCUUUUUUAUAUGUCAUUUUCAACUUCGGACUGGACACGGAGUCGUCCUAUCCUUACGAGGCCAGGGAUAACCUGUGCAGGUACAACAACCUUACGACUGGUGCUACCUGCUCUGGUUACGUAGACAUAAUCAGUGGCGACGAGGAAGCUCUACAGGAAGCCGUGGCGUCCGUCGGACCCGUUUCUGCCGCCAUAGACGCAGGCCACCAAUCCUUCCAGCUCUAUAGCUCAGGAAUCUACUAUGAGCCUGCGUGUAGCAGCAGCGAGCUGGAUCACUGUGUCUUAAUUGUUGGCUAUGACAGUUAUUACUGGCUGGUCAAGAACAGCUGGGGUGUCGACUGGGGUGAGAAGGGCUACAUCAGGAUGGCCAGGAACAGAAAUAACCAGUGUGGAAUUGCCACAUUAGCCAGCUAUCCUCUGGUGGCGCAGAGACAUACAGAUACACAGGACGUAACACGGGGCAGAAUGAAGACUUUGAUUGUUUUUGCUGCGGUCGUGGUCGUGGCCACUGCUAAAAGUUUGUCCCUGGAGGACCUGGAGUUCAAUGCCUGGAAAUUAAAGUUUGGCAAGAUCUAUGAGUCUAUUAAGGAGGAAACUCAGCGUAAAAACACCUGGCUGGAGAAUCGCAAGUAUGUCCUGCUUCACAACAUGCAGGCCGACCAGGGGAUCAAGAGCUACAGACUUGAGAUGAACAUAUUUGCAGACAUGGACAACCAGGAAUUCCGACAUGUUGUGCUAAAUGGGUGCCUGCACUCGUUCAACCAGACCAAGGGACACGGUGGAGCUACAUUCCACCGACAGGCAGUGGGCGCUGCUGUACCGAGCUCUGUAGACUGGAGGGCAAAGGGCUACGUGACCGACGUCAAGGACCAACAGCAGUGUGGCUCCUGCUGGGCAUUUAGUGCGACAGGGGCACUAGAGGGUCAGAUGUUCAAGUAUACUGGGAAACUGGUGUCACUCAGCGAGCAGCAGCUGGUUGACUGCUCCCAGUUUUUCGGGAACUAUGGCUGUAACGGAGGCUGGAUGGACGCGGCUUUUUUAUAUGUCAUUUUCAACUUCGGACUGGACACGGAGUCGUCCUAUCCUUACGAGGCCAGGGAUAACCUGUGCAGGUACAACCCCAAUACGGUGGGUACUACCUGCUCUGGUUACGUAGACAUAGACAGUGGCGACGAGGAAGCUCUACAGGAAGCCGUGGCGUCCAUCGGACCUGUUUCUGUCGCCAUAGACGCAGGCCACCAAUCCUUCCAGCUCUAUAGCUCAGGAAUCUACUAUGAGCCUGCGUGUAGCAGCAGCCAGCUCGAUCACGGUGUCUUGGCUGUUGGCUAUGACAGUUAUUACGGGCAGGACUACUGGCUGGUCAAGAACAGCUGGGGUGUCGGCUGGGGUGAGGAGGGCUACAUCAGGAUGGCCAGGAACAGAAAUAACCAGUGUGGAAUUGCCACAUCAGCCAGCUAUCCUCUGUCAAAAGAUCAUCUGAUGAGGGUUUUUAUUCUUAUUGCCGCCGUUGUGGCUUUGGGCAGUGCAGCCAGCAUCUCUCUAGAAGACCUGGAAUUCCACUCCUGGAAACUCAAAUUCGGUAAGAGCUACAGCUCUAUUAAGGAGGAAUCUCAGCGUAAGAUCACAUGGAUUGCCAAUCGCAAAUAUGUCCUGGUCCACAACAUGUUAGCUGACCAGGGAAUCAAGAACUACAGACUUGGCAUGACCUUCUUUGCUGACAUGGAUAACCAGGAGUACAGACAGGCUGUCUCCAUGGGCUGCCUGGGUGCCUUCAACAGGACCAAGGGACACAGUGGAGUGACGUUCCUGAGACAAGCAGGAGGUGCUGUUCUUCCAAACACCGUAGACUGGAGGGACAAAGGCUACGUGACUGACAUCAAGGACCAGAAGGAUUGUGGCUCAUGCUGGGCUUUCAGUGCGACGGGGUCCCUGGAAGGUCAGAACUUCAGAAAGACCGGAAAGCUGGUGUCUCUGAGCGAGCAGCAGUUGGUGGACUGCUCCACUUCCUACGGCAAUAUGGGAUGCGGGGGCGGCCUGAUGGACUACGCCUUCAAGUACAUCAAGGACAACAAGGGAAUCGACACUGAGGAGUCCUACCCCUACGAAGCCACAGACGGAGACUGCAGGUUCAAUACGGCCACGGUGGGCGCCACCUGCACUGGGUACGUGGACAUCACCAGCGAAGACGAGAACGCCCUGCAGGAAGCCGUGGCCACCAUCGGACCCAUUUCUGUCGCCAUCGACGCCGGCCAUGAGUCCUUCCAGCUCUACGAGUCAGGUAUCUACGAUGAGCCUGAUUGUAGCAGCACUGAACUGGAUCAUGGCGUACUAGCUGUUGGUUAUGGUACAGACAAUGGAAAGGACUACUGGCUGGUAAAGAACAGCUGGGGACUUGACUGGGGUACCAAAGGAUACAUCAAAAUGUCCAUGAAAAAGAAUAACCAGUGUGGAAUUGCCACAGCUGCCAGCUACCCACUGGUCUAAAGGUGGACACGCCAAAGAUCUGCAAUCCACAGUGACAACUUGACCUGUUGAAAUGUGUGUACACAAAGAAAUUUAAAGACCGCUCCGAAAACCCUACUACUGUAGUUCAAGGAUUAUAAUUUUCUGCUGAGUGGGUGAGAGCAUGUUGGGAAUAUUUAAAUGAAGGUGAACAGGACAAUAAUUAAAU
Molecule: messenger RNA, 3229 nt
Organism: Trichomycterus rosablanca
Lineage: Eukaryota; Metazoa; Chordata; Actinopteri; Siluriformes; Trichomycteridae
Gene: ctsl.1
Product: cathepsin L.1
Exons: 24
Coding region: 1-3042 (1013 amino acids)
Biological process (GO): positive regulation of apoptotic signaling pathway; positive regulation of peptidase activity; immune response
Cellular component (GO): lysosome
Molecular function (GO): cysteine-type endopeptidase activity; cysteine-type endopeptidase activator activity involved in apoptotic process
Source: RefSeq, a predicted model, not a curated record